AUGAAGAUCAUUAAAACAACAAUUUUAUUUCUGACAACAAUUGCAUACUUUGCAACUUCUGAAACUUCGGUAGCCAAUACUGGUAAUGAGGAAAAUACGAGACUUAUCCCAUCUCAUGAACGUCUACCGCGUAUUUUAUCACCAGAUCAUCAUCCUAAUAGGCAUCCUUUAAUAUUGGAAGACAUGGACUUUCAAAUGAAGAGAGGUUCUAGUGGUGGUCGCUCUUCCGGUGGUCGUGCUUCCAGUGGUAGUUCUUCAAGCGGUAGUAGCAAAGGCGGUAGCAGUAAAGGGGGUAGUGAUUCAUCUAGUGUAUACAGUGGUGAAACUUUAGUCAAUGGAGGUAGCAGUGGUAACACCGGUUCUAAAGGGAAUACUGGAUCCACAAGUAACACUGGUAAUAGAGGUGGUUCAGCGGGAUCUAGUAGUAACACUGGCUCUAGGGGUAGCUCAAGUUCCAACAACAACAAUGGUGCCGUUGCCGGGGCUGGGGCUGGUGCUGCUGCGGGUCUUGCUCUCGGUAGUACUUCCCAUGGGCGUAUUAAUUCCCAUAAUAACUCAACUAGCGGAGCACAGAAAAAUGGUGCUGGUGUAAUCAAAUUUGGUCCUCAAAAAUCAAUUACGCUUCUGAUCCUGAUGGCAACAUGGUUAUUAAAUUACGUAAUGUAA
This is a messenger RNA of Naumovozyma dairenensis CBS 421, 666 nucleotides long. RefSeq lists its product as uncharacterized. The record is from RefSeq and is a predicted model, not a curated record. NCBI's taxonomy places the organism in Eukaryota, Fungi, Ascomycota, Saccharomycetes, Saccharomycetales, Saccharomycetaceae. The coding region runs from base 1 to 666 and encodes 221 amino acids. The transcript has a single exon.